Messenger RNA from Acanthoscelides obtectus, 564 nucleotides. The record is from the annotation of a GenBank genome assembly. NCBI's taxonomy places the organism in Eukaryota, Metazoa, Arthropoda, Insecta, Coleoptera, Chrysomelidae.
AUGGAAGAAAAGCGAAACUCGCCCGCCCAUGCCAAGCAAGUUGUCGCACUGACUAUGACAAAAAUACAUGUGGAAAAAUCAUACGUCAACGAGAAAGGUUUCAUGGCAGUAAGAAAAAACAUAAAAAACAAGGGUUCGGACAUAAAGGUCGUUUGCAAAUUUAUUCAUAAUCUUCACGAUAACACUACUCAGCCCUUGAUAAUGCAGGAAGUGAACAGACAUGACAGCAAGAUGGAUUUGGGAGACGAAAAGAUACCUCAAAGUCCAUUGCAUCAUGUAGAAAUAGUCUCUAACUUGAAGGAUAACUUCAAAAAUCGUUUCAAGGAUUUCAACGAAAUUCCUAUAGUGGCGCAAUUUGUUGUUUCACCUUUCAUGGAAAUUGAUAUCCAGCAGUUCGCAACUUCUGUUACGCAGAAUUUUAGCGAAGACAUCGCAGCGACAGAAACGGAAGUAAGAUUCCUGGAAGCCGUAAGCAGAUGUGAGGUAUUGUCAUUCCAUAUCAUAUUGCAUAUUCAUUUUCUAUACUAUUACAUUUUAUAUGGUAAUACUGAGCACAAAACAUAA